AAGAAGAAACAAAUUGCGUCACAAUUCAAAACAAUACUGGAAGUUCCGGCUGUAUCGCGCUGUGUCCGCAUGAAGAUGUCUCAAAACAGCUCCGUCAAAGACGACCAAGCGUCAGGUAACAAAAAGACUAUCUCCCUGCCGAUAUCGAGGGUGAGGCUGAUCAUGAAGAGCUCCCCCGAUGUCUCCAGCAUCAACCAAGACGCCCUGUUCCUCACCACCAAAGCCACAGAGCUGUUUGUGCAACAUCUAGCUCUGUCCUCCUUCAACAACGGCUCCGGGAAGGACACCAAUACUCUGUCAUACAGCGACCUGGCGAACACCGCGCAGGAGACGGAGACUUUCCACUUCCUCACAGAUAUUCUGCCUAAGAAGAUCUUGGCUCGAGAUUACCUCAGUUCUUUGGAGCAAAUGCAAGAAGAAGAAGAAGCUGAUUACUGAAACAGAAGGAUGGACCACAUUUCCCAUCUGGACAGAUGUUAUCACAUCUUCUUGUCCAGCCUGUCACUGAAAGCAAAGUGACCGUCAGAAAAGACACUUUGAACUCUCUGAGUUCAUCUUUAGGGCUUUUGUAAAAAAGUUAGAGGAUGUGGAACUGAAAGCGAGUCCACUCGAGAUUAAUGUGAAAUCAAGUAAAGACUCAGAGAUCAAAUUUAAAAACAAAGAACACAGAUUCUUAGAAAGGAGUAGAAGUCAAACCUUGCAUCUGUUAUAAGUAGUUGAUGCCACCAAACUAAAUUUGCAACAGUAAAUGUAGUUCAGUGACCCUUUUCUGCAGAAUUGAUUUCCUCUACAAAGACAUAUUUUUUGUGGGCUACUAAUAAAUGAUGCAAACAGGAGUUCAGAAUGAGUUUGCAUUUAAGCAUACUUAAAACUAUUUAUGGAGAUUUUCUGGUAGCACUGACUUAAAUUUGUAUGCUUGAUUGGCAUGCACCAUUGUCAGAAAUGUUUUUGCAUGACGGGCCAGUGCAGACUCACUUCACGUGAGAAGCCGAGACACGGAAAUCCAGUCCACACAGCUGGAGUGCAGAUGUGUCAGUUCCUGAGUUACUGUUUGCUUUAAAAAAUGAUUGAGUGAAAACUUUAUUUUAAAGGUGCUGUGAAACAUUGAUUUCAAACUCAAAUGUGCUGAUUUGACAGAUUUUUCAGUUAUAGAUGAGACUGCUUUUUGUUAACCUUAUAUUCAUGUUUUGAGCUGAUCAUCAAAAGUUGCUCAAACUGAUCAAAAGUACAGAUACUGUUUUUUUUCCCCCCAUUAUAGCUACAAAGUGUCUGAACAUGCGCAGAAGUUCAAAAUAAAAUCUCAGACUCUAAAAGAUGUAAAUAUUUAAAGUGUUUCAGCUUAGAUGGCGUACACCCUUGUGUAUUUACACAUUUGUGGUUUAGAUUUGAUAUUAAAACAAAGAUUCAUGCUGUCUGGUAUUCAUUUUGCACUGAGUGUUGUUUUUUU
Messenger RNA from Archocentrus centrarchus (flier cichlid), 1447 nucleotides. RefSeq names its product chromatin accessibility complex subunit 1 (gene chrac1). Gene Ontology annotation, cellular component: nucleus; CHRAC. Lineage: Eukaryota; Metazoa; Chordata; Actinopteri; Cichliformes; Cichlidae. Gene Ontology annotation, molecular function: protein heterodimerization activity. Bases 70 to 438 code for a protein of 122 amino acids. The record is from RefSeq and is a predicted model, not a curated record. The transcript has 3 exons. Gene Ontology annotation, biological process: DNA-templated DNA replication; chromatin remodeling.